Neofelis nebulosa (Clouded leopard) is the source of this 5116-nucleotide messenger RNA. It is a transcript of the gene CARMIL3, whose product is annotated as capping protein regulator and myosin 1 linker 3. The coding region runs from base 701 to 4825 and encodes 1374 amino acids. Gene Ontology annotation, molecular function: protein binding. Lineage: Eukaryota; Metazoa; Chordata; Mammalia; Carnivora; Felidae. Gene Ontology annotation, biological process: cell migration; regulation of Arp2/3 complex-mediated actin nucleation. The transcript is spliced from 40 exons. Gene Ontology annotation, cellular component: plasma membrane; lamellipodium. The record is from RefSeq and is a predicted model, not a curated record.
GAUGCUCAGGGGUGGAUGUGUCUACAGAACUGCCAGCUGGAAGGAGGUGGCACGGGAACUCCCGGGUGAUACUCUCGGCCUCACACCCGUGGGGAUGGUGCCAAGGACGCUGCAGGGAUCCCCGAGGCUGGGCAAGCUGGAGGAAGGACGAACACCCCCAGAUCUAGCCAGUACCUCUCCUGGCAUCGCCCUCAGCCCUGAGUUUCCUCGCCAGUCAGCAAGUAGGAGCUGGACGCUUCCCAAGCAGUAGGGCAAAAGGGAGGGGCAUUGCAAGGAUGACCCGGGGAGGGGUACCCAGGCCCACAAACAAAAGAAAUGGGUUCUGCUCACGGUGCCCGAGGAGUGGGUGGCACGGAGAGUGGACGCUAGUCCCGCCCGGGAGAUGGCCCAGGCUCCAGGCGACACGCACAGGGCGUCGCACGCGGGAGCCGGCGGGAGGGGUGGGCGCGAGCGCGCGCGGGGUCUCACGCGGAAGGGAGGCGCGGCGCGCAUGCUCAAUCCCACACCUCACCGGGCGGGGCGGGAGACCCGGGCUCCUAGGCGGGGGGAGGAGCGCUCGCGCAGCCGCCCCUGACAGGAGCGGGCUCGGCGGCUGCUGCAGCGCUCAGCGCCGGGGCCCUGCCGGAGCCGGGUCUAGCAUGUGCCGCGGCUCCCCGGCGGCGGCGGCUCCUCUGCAGCAACGGCAGCAGCAGCGGCCGCCAUGGCCAAGCCCAGCGCGGAGCUCACCCGCGAGCUGCAAGACAGCAUCAGGAGGUGCUUAAGCCAAGGGGCUGUGCUCCAACAACAUCGGGUGAAGCUGGAGACGAAGCCCAAGAAGUUUGAGGAUCGAGUUCUGGCCCUGACCUCCUGGCGCCUCCACCUCUUCCCCCUUAAAGUCCCAGCCAAGGUGGAGAGCUCCUUCAAUGUCCUAGAAAUCCGCGCCUUCAAUACGCUCAGUCAGAACCAGAUCCUAGUGGAGACAGAGCGUGGCCUGGUGAGCAUGCGGCUCCCAUCCGCUGAGAGUGUGGACCAGGUGACACGACAUGUGAGCUCUGCCCUCUCCAAGGUCUGCCCUGGCCCUGGGUGUCUAAUCCGUCGUGGAAAUGCUGACACCCCAGAAGGGCCCCGAGACACGUCCCCUAACUCUGAGACUUCCACAUCGACCACUCACAGUGUCUGUGGUGGCUUCUCCGAGACCUAUGCUGCCCUGUGUGACUACAACGGACUGCACUGCCGUGAGGAGGUGCAAUGGGAUGUGGACACCAUCUAUCAUGCCGAGGAUAACCGGGAGUUCAAUCUUUUGGAUUUCAGCCACUUGGAAAGCCGAGACUUGGCCCUAAUGGUGGCAGCCCUGGCCUACAACCAGUGGUUCACCAAACUCUACUGCAAGGAUCUGCGGCUGGGCUCUGAAGUGUUAGAACAGGUGCUACAUACCCUGAGCAAGUCGGGGAGCCUCGAAGAGCUGGUGCUGGACAAUGCCGGGCUUAAGACGGACUUUGUCCAGAAGCUGGCCGGGGUGUUUGGGGAGAACGGGAGCUGUGUGCUGCAUGCCCUCACUCUGUCCCACAACCCCAUCGAGGACAAGGGUUUCCUCAGUCUGAGUCAGCAGCUCCUCUGCUUCCCCACUGGCCUCACCAAACUGUGCCUGGCCAAGACUGCCAUUUCCCCUCGAGGGCUCCAGGCACUGGGCCAGACCUUCGGGGCCAACCCAGCCUUUGCCAGCUCCCUUCGAUACCUGGACCUGAGCAAGAACCCUGGGCUGCUCGCCACAGAUGAGGCCAAUGCCCUCUACAGUUUCCUGGCCCAGCCUAAUGCUCUGGUGCACCUGGACCUGGCAGGAACCGACUGCGCCAUUGACUUGCUUCUGGGAGCCCUGCUCCAUGGCUGCUGCUCCCACCUAACCUACCUCAACCUGGCGCGCAACAGCUGCUCCCACAGGAAGGGCCGAGAGGCCCCGCCGGCCUUCAAGCAGUUCUUCAGCAGCGCCUACACACUGAGCCACGUCAACCUGUCGGCCACGAGGCUGCCCCUGGAGGCCCUCAGGGCACUGCUCCAGGGCCUCUCCCUCAACAGUCACCUCAGUGAUCUGCACCUGGACCUCAGCAGCUGUGAGCUCCGCUCAGCAGGAGCCCAGGCUUUGCAGGAGCAGCUGGGGGCUGUCACCUGUGUGGGCAGCCUGGAUCUGUCAGACAAUGGGUUCGACUCGGACCUCCUGACACUGGUGCCCGCACUUGGCAAGAACAAGUCCCUCAAGCACCUGUUCCUGGGCAAGAACUUCAAUGUCAAGGCCAAGACCCUGGAGGAGAUCCUCCACAAGCUGGUGCAACUGAUCCAAGAAGAGGACUGUUCCCUGCAGUCACUGUCAGUGGCAGACUCAAGGCUGAAGCUCCGCACCAGCAUCCUCAUCAAUGCCCUGGGCAGCAACACCUGCCUGGCUAAGGUGGAUCUGAGUGGCAAUGGCAUGGAGGACAUCGGGGCCAAGAUGCUGUCUAAGGCCCUGCAGAUAAACUCCUCCCUCAGAACCAUCCUAUGGGAUCGAAACAACACAUCUGCCCUGGGCUUUCUGGACAUUGCAAGGGCCCUGGAGAGCAACCACACACUGCGCUUCAUGUCCUUCCCCGUGAGUGACAUCUCCCAAGCCUACCGCAGCGCCCCGGAGCGCACCGAGGAUGUCUGGCAGAAGAUCCAGUGGUGCUUGGUGAGGAACAAUCACUCCCAGACAUGCCCUCAGGAGCAGGCCUUCAGGCUGCAGCAGGGCCUGGUGACCAGCAGCGCCGAGCAAAUGCUGCAGCGGCUGUGUGGCCGGGUGCAGGAGGAGGUUCGGGCCCUGAGGCUGUGCCCCCUGGAGCCUGUGCAGGAUGAGCUGCUUUAUGCUCGGGACCUGAUCAAGGACGCCAAAAACUCACGGGCGCUGUUUCCCAGCCUCUAUGAGCUGGGCCAUGUGCUGGCCAAUGACGGGCCUGUACGGCAGAGGCUGGAGUCAGUUGCCAGUGAGGUGUCCAAGGCUGUGGACAAGGAACUGCAGGUGAUCCUGGAGUCGAUGGUCAGCCUUACGCAGGAGUUAUGUCCUGUGGCCAUGCGAGUGGCUGAGGGGCACAACAAGAUGCUGAGCAAUGUGGCUGAGCGCGUCACUGUGCCCCGGAACUUCAUCCGAGGGGCGCUGCUGGAGCAGGCAGGACAGGACAUUCAGAACAAGCUGGAUGAAGUAAAGCUCUCAGUCGUCACCUACUUGACCAACUCCAUAGUGGACGAGAUCCUGCAGGAGCUGUACCACUCCCACAAGAGCCUGGCCCGGCACCUGGCCCAGCUAAAGACACUAUCAGAUCCACCAUCGGGGCCAGGCCAAGGGCAGGAUCCGUCCUCCCGGGGCCGAGGCCGGAACCAUGACCAUGAGGAGACCACAGAUGAUGAACUUGGGACCAACAUCGACACCAUGGCCAUCAAAAAGCAGAAACGCUGCCGCAAGAUCCGGCCAGUGUCCGCCUUCAUUAGUGGGAGCCCUCAGGACAUGGAAAGCCAGCUGGGGAGCCUGGGGAUCCCGCCUGGCUGGUUCUCAGGACUCGGAAGCAGCCAGCCCACAGGCGGUGGCUCCUGGGAGGGUCUAUCCGAGCUGCCCACUCAUGGCUAUAAACUAAGGCAUCAAACACAAGGCAGACCUCGGCCCCCCAGGACCACACCUCCAGGACCUGGUCGGCCCAGUCAGGUGCCAAUAACUGGGACACGACAGGAGAAUGGGAUGGCCACCCGCCUGGAUGAGGGGCUGGAGGAUUUUUUCAGCCGAAGGGUCAUGGAUGAAAGCUCCAGCUACCCCCGGACUCUGCGGACCCUGCGGCCAGGCCUCUCAGAGCCGCCGCUGCCUCCACUCCAGAAGAAGAGACGCAGAGGCCUGUUUCACUUUCGCCGGCCCCGGAGCUUCAAGGGGGAUAGGGGGCCAGGGUCCCCCACCACUGGGCUCCUCCUCCCUCCGCCCCCACCCCCACCCCCAACUCAGGAGAGCCCCCCAAGCCCAGAUCCCCCCAGCCUUGGCAAUAAUUCCUCCCCCUGUUGGAGCCCAGAGGAGGAGAGCGGCCCCCUCCCUGGAUUUGGGGGGAGCCGGGGGCCUUCCUUCCGCAGGAAGAUGGGCACUGAGGGGGCGGAGCCAGGGGAGGGGGGCCUGGCCCCUGGGACGGCACAGCAGCCAAGGGUCCAUGGUGUUGCCCUUCCUGGGUUGGGAAGAGCCAAGGGUUGGAGCUUCGACGGGAAACGAGAGGGUACAGGCCCAGACCUGGAGGGCAGUGUCCAGGCUUGGCAGAAACGGCGCUCUUCAGACGAUGCAGGGCCGGGAGCCUGGAAGCCCCCACCACCACCCCAAAGCACCAAGCCAAGCUUCAGCGCCAUGCGCCGAGCAGAGGCCACAUGGCACAUAGCUGAGGAGAGUGCCCCCAACCACAGCUGCCAGAGCCCCAGCCCAGCCUCUCAGGACGGGGAGGAGGAAAAGGAGGGGGCCCAAUUCCCAGAGAGGACCGUUCCCACUAGGAAUGCCAAGCUGCAGGACCCCCCUUUAGCUUCACGGCCCCCCAAGCCAGUGGCUGUGCCCCGGGGCCGCCGGCCCCCCCAGGAGCCAGGGGGCAGGGAGGAGGCUGAGGCUGGGGGUGCAGUCCUAGGAAUGAACAAACCCCGGCUGAGGCUGGGCUCACAGCAGGAUCAAGAGGAGACCGAGGUCCAAGGGCCCCCAGAUCCAGGCCGCCGGACUGCCCCCCUGAAGCCCAAGAGGACGCGGCGGGCACAGUCCUGUGACAAGCUGGAGCCUGACAGAAGGCAGCCCCCUGACCCCACAGCAGGAACCAGUGAGCCAGGAACAGACUGACAGCCGCUACAGCACCCUGCCCAGCCCUCCUCUCAACAUGUGCCUCACAAGGACUCAGACCCCCACCCACCCCCCACACCUCCAGGCCCCUCUGCCAGCCCAUCCCCCAGGGGCAGGAUGGCAGGAUGAGGCCUGGGGACAGGAGGUGGGGGACAGGAUGGGAGAGAGCAACCUGGAGAGAGGGAGGCAGAGCUUGGGGCAGGGCCGUCUCCUCUCCUGGAAGGGCAGAUCUGUCCCUCUAUCCCCAGGGACUCUCUCCCUCCUUGUAUAGAAUUAAAAAAAACAAAAUCA